AUGCUACGCCGGUGCCUGGCACGGCUCGAGGUCCCGCGCCCCGCGGUGGAGCGCCGCAAGCGUCGUAGCCGUGCUGGCGCUGGUGGUAGCAAAAAGGUCGCGUCUCGCAGGCCUGGCAUCCCAGACCUGCCUAAGAGUGCUGGUGGUUACUUUUUCCAACAGCUGCGACCGCACCUGCCUAUUCGGUGGCAGUACGACUGGCGCUGGACCAGUCUCAAAGCGGUCUGGGUGGUGGGCUGGUCAUCGUUCAUCUGUUAUGUCGCGUACGUCAUGUUCUUCAAGUAUACGGACAGCGACAUUGCCGAGCAGGCGACUCAGUACACCUACGUGCGCAACGAGCGUGGAGAUGUGAUGGACAUUGGUUUCAAGCCCAUUGUAGACGCUGGAAAGCGGGCCCGACGCCGCGCUGAUCGACUUCUUGAUCCCGAUGAGUGGGACUAA
Messenger RNA from Leishmania braziliensis MHOM/BR/75/M2904, 441 nucleotides. RefSeq lists its product as hypothetical. The coding region runs from base 1 to 441 and encodes 146 amino acids. The transcript has a single exon. NCBI's taxonomy places the organism in Eukaryota, Euglenozoa, Kinetoplastea, Trypanosomatida, Trypanosomatidae. The record is from RefSeq and is a predicted model, not a curated record.